Molecule: messenger RNA, 2919 nt
Organism: Aspergillus nomiae NRRL 13137
Lineage: Eukaryota; Fungi; Ascomycota; Eurotiomycetes; Eurotiales; Aspergillaceae
Product: M1 family metallopeptidase
Exons: 4
Biological process (GO): proteolysis; peptide catabolic process
Cellular component (GO): cytoplasm
Molecular function (GO): zinc ion binding; metalloaminopeptidase activity; peptide binding
Source: RefSeq, a predicted model, not a curated record
GUGGUAUUGUUCUGGCGCUUGUUCCGUCUGAUUAGUCCAUUGGGAACUGCCCCUCUUCCGCCUUUCCACCUUUCUCUUAUCCUUUUGGCCUUCCAUUCAGCGGGGUCCAUGCGUCGCUUCUCUUCUACGCGGUUACCGCCGCUGGUACUAAACUCAGCGAAGAAGCCACCGCUUUCCUUCCCCUCCAGAAGUCCCCUCCUCUUCUCUCGUUCCUUAUCUGUCCCCUCUUCCUCUACGACUGCUACUUCUUCUCCCUCCUCCGCCUCAUCCCCCUCCGCAACCCGCUUAUCCGCCCGUCGUUCUCCCCUUUCCCAACUCUCCAAGCGUUACUGCUCCUAUCGCAGGAUGUGCCGUCGUGCUGACGUGCCUUCGGGCUCGACGAACAUCACCCAUGGCCGUGAGGUCCUGCCCACCAAUGUCAAGCCGGUCCAUUAUGACCUGACCUUGGAGCCGAACUUCGAGUCCUUCAAGUAUGAGGGUACCGUUGUGAUCGACCUCCAGGUCACCGAAGACACCACUUCCAUUUCCCUCAACUCCAACGAGAUCGAAAUCCACAAUGCCAUCGUCUCCGCUCAGGGUUCCGUGGUCACCUCCAGCCCGGAGAUCUCCGUCAACAAGGAUAGCCAGGUAGCUACCGUCAAGUUCGCCGAGACGAUCCCCGCCGGAUCCUCCGCGCAGCUGAAGCUCACCUUCACUGGCAUCCUCAAUGACAAUAUGGCCGGCUUCUACCGGUCCUCUUACAAGACGGCAAAUGGCGAGACCAAAUAUAUUGCUUCGACUCAGAUGGAGCCCACGGAUGCCCGCAGAGCGUUCCCCUGCUUCGACGAGCCUGCCCUCAAGGCCAAGUUCACUGUGUCUUUGAUCGCUGACAAGAGCAUGACCUGCCUGAGCAACAUGGACGUGGCAUCUGAGACUGAUGUCGAGGGCGGCAAGAAGGUUGUCAAGUUCAACACCUCCCCACUCAUGUCCACGUACCUGGUGGCUUUCAUUGUCGGUCAUCUGAACUACAUUGAGACGAAGGACUUCCGUGUCCCCAUCCGUGUGUAUGCUACUCCGGAUCAGGAUAUUGAGCAUGGUCGCUUCUCGUUGGAUCUGGCUGCUAAGACACUGGCGUUCUAUGAGAAGGCUUUUGACAGCACUUUCCCACUCCCUAAGAUGGACAUGGUCGCCGUGCCGGACUUCAGUGCGGGCGCCAUGGAGAACUGGGGCCUGAUCACCUAUCGUGUCGUCGAUGUGCUCUUGGACGAGAAGAACAGCGGUGCUUCGCGCAAGGAGCGUAUCGCCGAGGUCGUUCAGCACGAACUGGCUCACCAAUGGUUCGGAAACCUUGUCACCAUGGAUUUCUGGGAUGGUCUUUGGCUCAACGAAGGCUUUGCAACCUGGAUGUCGUGGUACUCUUGCAACAGCUUCUUCCCAGAGUGGAAGGUCUGGCAGACAUACGUCAUCGACAGCUUGCAGGGUGCAUUGUCCCUCGACUCUCUGCGUAGUAGUCACCCUAUUGAGGUGCCUGUCAAGCGUGCCGAUGAGAUCAACCAGAUCUUCGAUGCCAUUUCCUACAUGAAGGGCUCCUCUGUCCUGCGUAUGAUUUCUAAGUACCUGGGAGAGGAUGUUUUCAUCCAAGGUGUCCGUAACUACAUCAAGAAGCACGCUUAUGGAAACACCCAGACUGGUGAUCUGUGGGCUGCUCUCGCUGACGCAAGUGGAAAGCCUGUCGAGCAGGUCAUGGACAUCUGGACCAAGAAUGUCGGAUUCCCUGUGGUCACUGUGGCCGAGGAUGCUGCCAGCUCGUCGAUCAAAUUGACUCAGAACCGCUUCUUGCGUACUGGUGAUGUCCGCCCAGAAGAGGACACCACCCUUUACCCUGUCAUGUUGGGCUUACGUACCAAGCAAGGUCUUGAUGAGAACACCAUGUUGACUGAGCGUGAGGGCCAGUUCAAGGUACCAGACCUUGAUUUCUACAAGCUGAACGCUGACCAUUCUGCUAUCUACCGUACCUCCUAUACUCCUGAACGGCUCACGAAGCUUGGUGAGGCAGCCAAGCAGGGCCUGCUGACUGUCGAAGACCGUGCUGGUAUGAUUGCAGAUGCUGGUGCCCUCGCUUCGUCUGGUUACCAAAGCACCUCUGGUUUGCUCUCGCUUCUCAAGGGCUUUGACAACGAAUCUGAGUUUAUCGUGUGGAAUGAGAUCGUGGCCCGCGUUGGCACUCUCCGGGCUGCAUGGCUCUUCGAGGAUAGCCAAGCUAAGGACGCAUUGAAGACGUUCCAGCGCGCUUUGGUCAGCUCCAAGACUCACGAGAUUGGCUGGGAAUUCUCGGAGAAGGAUGGCGCCCAGGACAUGUUCCAGCGCUUCGCUGCGGGCGAAACCAGCGCCAUCCAUCCAAACAUCCGUGGCAGCGUUUUCAGCAUCGUUCUGAAGAACGGUGGCGAGAAGGAGUACGACGUCGUGUACGACCGAUUCCGUAAUGCUCCUACUUCUGAUGAGAAGACCACUGCUCUUCGCUGCCUCGGCUCUGCUGAAGACCCGGCCCUCAUCCAACGUACUCUGGGUCUUGCCCUCAGUGAUGAAGUUAAGAACCAGGAUAUCUACAUGCCUCUUGGCGGUCUGCGCAACCACACAGCGGGUAUUGAGGCUCGCUGGGCCUGGAUGAAGAACAACUGGGAUGCACUCUACAAGCGCCUGCCUCCGGGACUUGGUAUGCUGGGUACUGUUGUGCAGCUCACUACUUCCAGCUUCUGCACUGAGGCGCAGUUGAAGGAGGUGGAGGAGUUCUUCAAGGACAAGGAUACUAAGGGCUUUGAUCGUGCUGUUGAGCAGAGUCUUGAUGCCAUCCGGGCUAAGAUCAACUGGAUCAACCGUGACCGCUCUGACGUGGAAUCUUGGCUCAAGUCGAAUGGCUAUCUCCGCGACGGCAAGCUGUGA